This is a messenger RNA of Dentiscutata erythropus, 1114 nucleotides long. The record is from the annotation of a GenBank genome assembly. Lineage: Eukaryota; Fungi; Glomeromycota; Glomeromycetes; Diversisporales; Gigasporaceae.
UAGAGGAACCCCUAAAGUUUUGUAUGAAACUGCUAUUAAUAUAGCCCAUAUAGUAGAAAACGGAACCUUCAAAGAUUUACUUUUUGAAGUAGCUAGUGAUCACUUUUUGGAGAGACAUAUUCUUGUUUUUGGCCGUGAGAAAAAAGCCGACAAUUGGAUAUUGUUACAAGAUGAAUUAACUGAUUAUUUGCAUGCGUUGAUUCAGUUAAACUUCAAAAUGGUUAGAUUUUUACUUGAAUCUUCUAAAAUACAAGAAACAUCACCUGUAUCUUUAGAUGUAAACUCUGUGUUAAUGAGUAAUGCUAAGCAACUUCAUUUGCCUAAAAAAUUAACACGAGGAUGGUCUAGUGGAAUUCAGGACUCACGAGGCAAAAUAUUUAUAGAGUGCUUAUCAAAUGCUAUAUGGUACAUUGAUCCACAUAUUAAAUUACUCCAAAAUCAUGCAUGUCAUAUGCCUUCUUUGUUUAAACAAUUAGCAACGUAUAAAUCUGGGUCUACUUAUAAUACUUUUUACUUUACUUCACAUCAUAAAAAAGAAAAGCUUUCUCAACAAAAAUUACUUGAAUAUUGUAAAUUAUUAGAAUAUAGUGCAAGUGAAAUAUGGGCAAGUGAAAAAUGCUGGACCGAAAUUAUUACUGAAGUAUUUAGUUUUACUACCAUGAUGCGAAAAUAUGUAGAGCAUUUGGAAAAGUCUGCUCAACUUACCUAUAGUGCACAUCAUUCUACUACAAUAGUUCGUACACCUAAUAAGUAUAGCAAAUUAACAAUAAUUACAGGAGUUUUAAAUAUUAACCCUAAAUAUAAAGCUUUAGAAAUGAUUCUUACUGAAAAAGAUUUAUAUGAGUUUAUUGAAAUUUCGGAAUUUCUUCCAUCAGAAAAUAUUGAGCGUCAUCGAUGGAUUGUAGAAUUAAAAUUAUCAUUUUCUAUUUGCUUAUAUAGUAUUAAUUAUGCUUGGCGAAUUAUUGAAUUUGAAAGUCAUAAUAAUGAGCAUGAAACUCGUAAUACUCAAACACUUGCUGCAAUUAAUGAAAAGAUUCCACAAUAUAUGACACGAAAAAUGAGAAAAACUUUUACCAAUAAAGUAAGAAUAUUAAAAAUUCUAUCAAAAAACUAA